AUGUCCACACCGCCUCAAACCGCCAGAGACGACAGCUCGUAUUUGUCCCCGACUAGUCCCGAUCGCAGAGCGCAAUAUGAUGGAUCGACUCUCAAUUCUAGAUCAGGCUCUGUCGUAUCGGGAGAUACUGCGACGCGAUUCCGGUCGAAUUCAGGCAUAUCAGCGACAUCCAAUGCCACCCUUUACUCAAAAUCUAGCCUCGAGUUUGAGCCUCCGGAAGAAGCCUUGCGAGCGGGUAAGGGAGAUGAGAAGGAUUUCGAUGUCUCAGACAAUCCGUUUGCCUUUUCACCCGGUCAACUGAAUAAACUCCUCAACCCGAAAUCCUUAUCCGCCUACAAAGCACUGGGAGGUCUGAGAGGUCUUGAAAGGGGUCUGCGGACCAGCAUCACAGCUGGGUUGUCGGUGGACGAAACUCGCCUCGAGGGACAAGUAUCGUACGAAGAAGCGAUCGCUGCUGGAUCCGACAAAGAAGGGUAUUCAGAUGUCCACUUAAGCAGGUCACGCUCAGGUGGAAGUGUGAGCCUGUGCGAAGUCAAGGGCCAAUUUGAAGAUCGGCUGCGCGUCUUCCGAGACAAUCGACUCCCCGAGCGGAAGCCGGAUAGUAUCUUUGUGCUCAUUUGGCGAGCAUACAACGAUAAGAUCCUUAUUCUACUGACCAUCGCCGCUGUUAUCUCUUUGGCCCUGGGAAUUUACGAGACUGUUGAUGGAGGAUCUGGGGUCGACUGGGUCGAAGGUGUUGCAAUUUGUGUUGCAAUUAUUAUUGUAGUAACUGUUGGUGCUGCCAAUGACUGGCAGAAGGAACGGCAAUUCGUCAAGCUGAACAAACGGAAAGACGAUCGAGAAGUCAAGAUUAUUCGAUCAGGCAAAUCCAUUCAAAUAUCGGUGCACGACAUCACAGUUGGAGAUGUCCUUCACCUCGAGCCUGGCGACGCCGUUCCAGCAGAUGGCAUCUUCAUAGCCGGACAUGGCGUCAAAUGUGAUGAAUCAUCUGCAACUGGGGAGUCGGAUCAGAUGAAGAAAACCCCAGGUGAGGAAGUAUGGCAACGCAUUCAGGAUGGAACCGCAACCAACAAACUUGAUCCUUUCAUAAUCAGUGGAUCCAAGGUUCUCGAGGGCGUUGGUACCUAUCUCGUCACCAGCGUCGGCGUAAACAGCUCAUACGGCAAAAUCUUAAUGAGCCUCCAGACCGACAAUGAGCCGACUCCUUUGCAGGUGAAACUGGGCAAAUUGGCAAAUUGGAUAGGAGGACUCGGGUCUGCCGCCGCAGGACUUCUUUUCAUCAUCCUCUUGAUCAAGUUUCUUGCUCACCUCACCGGGGAUACUCGACCUGGGGCCGAAAAGGCUCAGGAAUUCUUGGACAUCCUGAUUGUCGCAAUUACCGUUAUCGUUGUUGCCGUUCCGGAAGGACUUCCCUUGGCAGUUACGUUGGCUUUAGCAUUCGCCACUACUAGGAUGCUAAAGGAGAACAAUCUCGUGCGAGUUCUGCGCGCUUGUGAGACCAUGGGCAACGCCACAACCAUCUGUUCCGACAAGACCGGUACUCUGACUCAAAACAAGAUGACUGUGGUUGCAGGUACAAUCGGAACCAAGGAAAAGUUCGCCUCAUCACAAUCAGCGGAGAGGCCUGAUGCAGCCUCAUUCACGACGAUUUUCAGCAGCCUGAGUGACGAGGUCAAGGAGCUUCUCAGGCUCUCUAUCACCCUCAAUAGUACCGCCUUCGAAGGUGAAGAGAAAGGCGUGCCCACCUUCAUUGGCUCCAAGACCGAAGUUGCUUUGCUUACGCUUGCAAAGGAGAAUCUUGGCCUUGACAACCUGGCUGCCGAACGAUCGAGCUACAAGGUCAAGCAACUCAUCCCUUUCGACUCGGCUCGCAAAUGUAUGGGCAUAGUCAUCAAGUACAACGGCGUCUACCGGCUUCUCGUCAAGGGGGCUGCAGAGAUCAUGCUUGCCAAAUCCACUAAAACCGUCUCGAAUUUACACGAGAAACAGUGCGCAGUCAUGGAUUUCACUACCGAGGAAAGGGAAACGGUGUCCACGAUCAUCGAAGAGUACGCAGGACACUCACUCCGUACAAUUGGUAUGCUUUACAAGGACUUCUCGCAAUGGCCACCUGCUGGUGCGAAGACGGUUGAAGAAGAUCCAAAGAUGGCAGACUUUGACGAUAUUUUUCAUGAAAUGACUUGGGUCGGCGUCGUCGGCAUCCAUGACCCUCUUAGAGAGGGCGUGGUCGAAGCCGUGGCGCAGUGUCAACAGUCGGGCGUCGUCGUCCGCAUGGUCACUGGCGACAAUGUCACUACUGCACGUGCAAUUGCUAGUGAUUGCGGCAUCCUCCGCGAGGACGAAGAUGGAAUUGUCAUGGAAGGCCCCAAGUUCCGUCAGCUCUCCAAUGAGGAUAUGGACAGGAUCCUGCCAAAUCUUCGUGUUUUGGCUCGUUCUUCACCUGAAGACAAGCGCAUCCUUGUCGGUCGUCUCAAGCAUCUGGGCGAGACAGUCGCGGUUACUGGUGAUGGUACCAACGACGGUCCUGCCCUGAAGAUGGCGGACGUAGGGUUCAGUAUGGGCAUCGCAGGCACGGAAGUCGCAAAAGAGGCCUCAUCCAUCAUUCUGCUCGAUGACAACUUCUCCUCAACCAUCACCGCCUUGAUGUGGGGUCGAGCCGUCAACGACGCGGUGAAGAAGUUCUUACAGUUCCAAAUCACCGUCAACAUCACAGCCGUGAUACUUACGUUUGUGUCUGCCGUCUCCAACGAUUCGAACCACUCCGUUCUCACUGCCGUUCAGCUCCUCUGGGUCAACCUCAUCAUGGACACGCUUGCUGCUCUGGCGCUCGCGACCGACCCGCCGACAAAGAAGAUACUGGAUCGCCCACCACAGCCGAAAUCUGAGGCUCUCAUUACUAUCAACAUGUGGAAAAUGAUUGUUGGACAAGCCAUCUAUCAGCUGAUCGUCACCUUCGUCCUUUACUUUGCUGGCAUGUCAAUCUUGAGCUACGAACCAAACCAGCGAAAGGAACUUGAUACCAUCGUCUUCAACACGUUUGUCUGGAUGCAAAUUUUCAAUGAGUUGAACAACCGUCGCUUGGACAAUAAGUUCAACAUCUUUGAGAAUGUCCAUCGCAAUUACUGGUUUAUCGGCAUCAACUGCAUCAUGAUCGGAGGACAGAUCAUGAUUAUCUUCAUUGGCGGUGCUGCCUUUAGCAUUACUGCCCUCGAUGGUGCUCAGUGGGCAAUUUCUCUGCUGGCUGCUCUGCCUUGCUUGCUCUGGGGCGUUCUGGUCCGAUGCUUCCCCGAUGUUUGGUUUGCAGUCGUCUUCAACGGGACAGUUGAUGGCAUAGCUUUCGUCCUCCGUCCCAUCUGGAAGAUUCUUCACAUCAUCUUUCAUCCUCUGGCCCAGGUCUUUCGUGCCAUUGCACGAUUCACCAGGCGUGGUGUACGGAAAGUGUCUCACCGGGAUACUUCUGAGCAGGAAGAUAGGCAAACGUCGGUCGACGAAGAGCGUCCGUCCAUCGUGGCCACAGAGAAGCGGCCAGCGGCUAUCCACGCCAUGAGCGAUUCUACAUUGACACCAACAUCAGUGACAGUCGUCGGUGACGUCAACAUGGUUUCAAAGUCCGCCACGAACAGUGACGCACUGGAAAUGAGAGAUAUUCCUGUGCCUUCUGUGUCGAUAACAGGACCCAGCUGA
This is a messenger RNA of Cladophialophora psammophila CBS 110553, 3684 nucleotides long. RefSeq names its product Ca2+-transporting ATPase. Gene Ontology annotation, biological process: calcium ion transmembrane transport; intracellular calcium ion homeostasis. Gene Ontology annotation, cellular component: membrane; intracellular membrane-bounded organelle. Gene Ontology annotation, molecular function: ATP hydrolysis activity; P-type calcium transporter activity; ATP binding. The transcript is spliced from 2 exons. NCBI's taxonomy places the organism in Eukaryota, Fungi, Ascomycota, Eurotiomycetes, Chaetothyriales, Herpotrichiellaceae. The record is from RefSeq and is a predicted model, not a curated record. Bases 1 to 3684 code for a protein of 1227 amino acids.